AUUUGCCAAACACUGACCUAAGUAAUAAAAUAUAUAUGUACAAACUUCUUUCAUUAGCAAAUCGCAACAAGAUUGUACAUUUUUAGGUUUAACGAAGUUCUUCCCAUCACAAAUUUGCAACAUCCUCUACAAAUGAAAUGUCAAACUGCGCUCUCUUUAUGCACGUUUUGUAAAACUUGUAAACCUUUUUUGUAUUGCGAACAAAACUAUUAUUAAUGUUUGUCUGUACAUAUGUACGUGAUUUCAUUUCACUAGCAAUCUAAACAAAAACAACAUUCCGCGCUUUGACCAGCUUUUGCAACCUAUUUUUCGCCCAACCAAGAAAUAUUACUCACCUCCUUAUAAUAUAGUGUAGACGAAGUGAUAUAACAAUAAUGUCAAGCUCGGCAAAGGCAGGCGAUGUCCAUGAAUCGGUACCUGAUUCGCAACAGCUGCCACAGCAACUAUAUGUGGAAACAUUUUCGGUGUAUGUGGUAACUUGGAAUGUGGGCACUCGUUUCCCGGAUAAUAUUUCUUUGCGGUCACUAUUGGGACUUCAAGGUGUUGAUGACGAAAAGGAACAAGUUUUGCCUGACAUUUACGCCAUUGGCUUACAAGAGGUGAACGUACAACCACAGCAACAAAUGUUAGGUCUAUUCAAGGAAGACCCGUGGACGCACAAAGUGAAAAAACUACUUCGGGAUUUCGACUAUGUGGUCAUAAAAACUGAACAAAUGCAAGGUUUAUUACUUACAUUGCUAGUGCGUCGGCCACAUGUUCAGCAUAUGCGAGAUAUUGAGCCCGAGUUCACCCGAACGGGAUUUGGCGGUAUUUGGGGUAACAAAGGUGCAGUGAGCAUUCGCUUUUCGUUAUAUGGUUGCGCUUUAACUUUUGUUGUGGCACACUUGGCUGCUCAUGAUCACCAUUUGGAUGAACGCAUUGAAGACUAUGAGCAGAUUAUGGAAAAUCACCACUACCAUGUACCACACUAUCGCGAGAUAUACGACCACGAUUAUGUUUUUUGGUUUGGCGAUCUUAAUUUUCGUCUGAUGGGUGAUGACAGUCCAGCUGAAGUUUUGGCCAAUGUUAAAAAGGAGGAAGUGAUGUCUGAACUCAUUCAACGCGAUCAGUUGUUGCAUGUGAGAACUAAGUUGCAUAAAGCAUUCCAUCUAAUGCAUGAGCGCUUGCCUGCAUUCCCACCGACUUUCAAAUUUCACGAAGGUACAUCGAAUUACGAUUUAAAGCGCCGACCUGCUUGGACGGACCGUAUACUCUAUGCUUUGCAACCGCUCAAUAAACGCCCCGAUGAAAGACUAGCCAUCGAACAAAGAUCAUACAAGUCACAUCCAGCCUAUAACAUAAGUGAUCAUAAACCAGUGAGCAGCGAAUUCAGUAUUAAACUUUAUCCGAAUUAUCGAGCAACUUGCGUAACUUUCAAAGAAAUCGCUGAGUGGCAAAUCGGCGAGGAAAACAUAGUGCAAUAUCUAAAGCCCAAUGAUUUUGAGGAACGAAAUCACGACUGGAUCGGUAUUUAUCGGGAAGACUUUGCUAGUCUGAGUGAAUACAUAGGGUAUGAGUAUGUCAAUCAAGCCGAGUCACCACCAUCGUCGCCGGAACCAAGGCAGGGUACCUUCGAAACACCCGGCACGCAUCGGUCAGGUCGGCACCGUCAUCGCAACCAUGAACGCUUGCGCCGUCAGCAGUUACAGAAUGAAGAAGACAUUCGCCUCGAUUUCUCCGAUGACAUCAACAUGCGAAAUGGCGAACGUUACUUAUUAAUUUACUUUCAAAAUACUGGUUUACGUGGCGUCACCAGCGUGGCUGGUGUGAGCAAUGUUUUUCGUGCAAUUACGUCGUGAGCAAUUCAAAUCAGCCUUAAAAAAGGUUGACAAUUGCGCUAUUUAUUAAUUAACUUUAUUGUUUUGUUUUACCAAGUUUUAGAUUGUUUAUUACACUACUAAAGUCAUCUACACAGUCUGUAUACAUAUACAUACAUGCAUAUAUUUUGCUACAAUUGGGGUAUUCACACCUGCCUGGUUAUCUGUUUAAAAAUUAUUAUUCUCUAUAUUUUUGUUGUAAACCGAGUAAAAAACUGAUAACCUGGCAGGUGUGGAUACCUUAACUAUAUAUGUACAUUAGACUGCGCUUUAGUUGUAUGGAGAACAUUUUUCGUUAAGCUACAACGCAAGAUCCCUAGAAAUUUGAUCUGGUAAUAAAAACAAGCUCUGCGAAGAAUUUUUAAAAUCGGAUAACGGAAAGACGUGUCUGAACGCUCCUAAAGUUCAGAUUUUCAUGCAAUUUUUCACAAUGUGGUUAAAAUUGCCUAUAAGUCAGUGGGAAAUUUAAUAUCUUUUAAUGGAACUUGAACUUGUUUUGUCCCCCAAUGUCAAAUACGGCUACAAUAUUUUUAAACCUUCGCAACUUUUAAAGUUAUUGAGGGUUUUCGCACGUAAAAUUAAAAUUUUUUAGGAUUACUGAUGUUACAAAUCCUACAAAGCAAGAAAGCAAGACUCCCCCAGAAAUGUUCAUUUGGUCAUAAAAAAUCGGAUAACGGAAAGACGUGCCUCAAAGGCCCUAAAGUUCAGCAAACUCAUGGAAUUUUUCACAAAGCAGUUAAAAUUGCCUAUAAGUCAGUGGGAAAUUUAAUAUGUUAUAAUGGAUCUUGUUGGGUAGGUACGAAGAAAAAAAUGUAGUAGCGAAUUUGACACGUAGAUCAUGGAUCCACAGUCUUGCCCCUAAAUUUCAUACGGGAACAUUCCGCCAUC
Rhagoletis pomonella (apple maggot) is the source of this 2744-nucleotide messenger RNA. RefSeq names its product inositol polyphosphate 5-phosphatase K-like. Gene Ontology annotation, cellular component: ruffle; cytoplasm; plasma membrane. The transcript has 2 exons. The record is from RefSeq and is a predicted model, not a curated record. Gene Ontology annotation, molecular function: phosphatidylinositol-4,5-bisphosphate 5-phosphatase activity. The coding region runs from base 375 to 1838 and encodes 487 amino acids. NCBI's taxonomy places the organism in Eukaryota, Metazoa, Arthropoda, Insecta, Diptera, Tephritidae. Gene Ontology annotation, biological process: phosphatidylinositol dephosphorylation.